Molecule: messenger RNA, 2959 nt
Organism: Hevea brasiliensis (rubber tree)
Lineage: Eukaryota; Viridiplantae; Streptophyta; Magnoliopsida; Malpighiales; Euphorbiaceae
Product: proline-rich receptor-like protein kinase PERK5
Exons: 15
Coding region: 701-2608 (635 amino acids)
Biological process (GO): protein phosphorylation
Molecular function (GO): protein kinase activity; ATP binding
Source: RefSeq, a predicted model, not a curated record
UUGCUUUCUCUCCUCUCUUUUUCUGAAGUCGUCAACGCAGAUUAACCCAGGGAAGGUCCGGCCGUUGGCCGUCGACCCUCUCCCUACCUCAGUUAGCUUUUCCUUUAGUUUUAUUAAUUUUCCCUCUUGCUUUCCUAGUUUCCUUAGUCUCCAGUUUGGAGUUAUUGGUAACCAUCUUGGAUGGGGUUUUGGUUGUGUCUCUUUUGCUGAUCUGCAUACCGGGUAUCUGAGUAAUGCAGUCGGUUGAGGGGCUUUUUGGUGUAAAUUAAGGUUGGUUUCCAGGGGCUAUCCCUGCUGACGGGUUGGCAUCUCAAGGAUAGAUCUAGUGCCAUUCGAGUGCUGAUCUUUGACCCUAAGGGCUAUAUGAGAUUGAAAGGCCUGAGCACUGCCAAGCCUCUCCUGGUUCGUCGGCAUUCAUGGUCCUAGUUCAUCGGAUGAUAGAUCUUACUUACAUGCACCGCUACCUCACCAGUCGAUAGAUCCGAUUGAAUCUAGCUCAUCUUCUGAUAAGGAGAAUCGAAGUCAUGCACCUGCACAUCUAUCUCACCACUCACCGUUUCUAGAUCCGAUUGAAUCUAGCUUAUCUUCUGAUGAGGAGAAUCAAAUUCAUUCACCUGCACAGUCCUUGGUUAUAGAUCCAAUUGAUGAGGAGGAGAAUCAAAGUCAUGCACCAGCCUCUGAGAAUGCUGAAAUACAGAAGAUGAAGGAAUAUGGUUUUAAAGAACUGGCAGAGGCAACUGAUUAUUUCUCCAACAACUGCCUACUUGGUGAGGGUGGUUUUGGUCAAGUCUUUAAGGCAAUCUUAGAUGGUGAAGUGGUUGCUAUCAAGAAACUUAAAAAAAUAAAGUUGGAAGAUAAAUUGGAGGAGGGUGAGUACCUUAGCUGUGUGAAUCACCCAAAUAUUGUUAAGAUGAUUGGGCACUGCAGUCAGGGAGCCGAUAGAUUACUUGUUUUAGAGUUUGUUCCCAAUAAUACCUUGACAGAUCACUUACAUGAAAAAGAUGAGAUUUUGGAAUGGCCGAAAAGAAUGAGAAUCGCCAUACACUCUGCAAAAGGGUUAUUAUAUCUACAUCAAGGUUGUAGACCUAAAAUUAUUCAUCGAGAUAUUAAAGCAGAUAAUAUUCUUCUUGAUAAUUACUUUGAACCAAAGGUUGCAGAUUUUUCGCUUGCGAAUUUUCUGCCAAAUACUGGUAAUGUUAAUCACAUCACCAGUAUAUUGAGGGGAACAAAUGUUUAUGCAGAUCCAGAAUAUGGUGAUAUUCAAAGAGUGUCUGAGAAAUCGGAUGUAUAUUCUUUUGGUGUUGUACUUUUAGAAUUAAUUACUGGAAGAAAACCUUUAGAUAAUGGAGGGGACACUAUUAUUAAUUGGGCUAAGGAUCGGAUUGGACAAGCAUUGGAAAAUAAUGAAUAUACUGAUCUUGUUGAUUCCAGAUUACGAGAGUACAAUGAGGAGGAAAUGAUAAGAAUGAUUUGUUGUGCUGCAGCUUCAGUGUAUAAACCUUCUCGCUCUCGACCAAUAAUGAAACAGAUAAUUAGAGUUCUUGAAGGAACUAUACCUCAUGUGAAGAUAAUGAAUUGGAAAGACAUCGAAACUCUUCGAGGAAGGCCUACUACUAAUCUAGAAUCUGUACUUAGCGUUGAGAGUAUACAAAUUACUCCGUUAAAAGUAUUUACUUAUAAAGAAUUAGCAAAAACAACUGGUGGCUUUUCCAAUGUCAAUCUCCUUGGCGAAGGUGGUUUUGGUCAAGUUUUUAAGGGAACGCUUCCAAAUGGUAUUGUUGUUGCAAUUAAGAAGCUUAAAUUUACGUUUGGACAAGGGGAAAAAGAAUUAAUGGCAGUGAUUGGGGUGCUUGACCGCAUCCAUCACCGACAUCUAGUGAAGCUGAUUGGAUACUGCAAUGAGAAAGCCAAUAGAUUGCUUAUUUAUGAGUUUAUUCCCAACAAUUCCUUGCGAUAUUAUUUACAUGAACAGGACAACAGAGUGGUUAUCAAUUGGCCAACCAGAAUGAAAAUUGCCGUAGGUUCUGCAAAAGGAUUGGCAUAUUUGCAUGAAAUCUGUAAUCCAAAGAUCAUACACAGGAAUAUCACUGCAGGCAAUAUCCUUCUUGAUCAAAACUUUGAACCAAAGAAUUCAGAUUUUGGACUUGCCAAGGAAUUUGCAAAUUCUGUUAUCCAUACGUCUUCUUUAGUAAAGGGAAAGGGAAACUUUGGUUAUCUUUGCCCUGAAUAUUUCAGAACCCAACAGAUCAGUGAUAAGACUGAUGUAUAUUCCUUUGGUGUGGUGCUUUUAGAGUUAAUCACUGGUAAAAGGCCUAUUUCAAGGGAAGGCAAUUUUCAAGCCUUGACUUCUUGGGUAGCAGUUCAACUCAAAGAAGCGUUGGACACAGACAAUUAUGAUAAUAUUGUUGAUGUUAAAUUGAAGAAUAAUUAUAGAAAAAUAGAAAUGAUUCGAAUGAUUCAUUGUGCCGCGGCUUGUGUAUAUAAACAUGCAAAAUACCGACCAAAAAUGAGUCAGAUUGCUGAAGUCUUACAAGGAAAUUUAGCAUUGGAAAGUAUAUGGCUAAGCAUUGACAACACUUUCCUUAAAGAUGAGUAUGAACUAUAUUAGCCAUAGGAAUCAUAGAUUUAGAAAUAUACCCAAUACAAGGAUACACAAGGUCUGGACCAAGAGAAGCCUCAGCUGCAAUUAAUUUAUACAUCUCUCUACUCCAUUCCCUUUUCAUGCAUUGAUCUAGUCAUCCCUCCUUUGGUUCAAAUUGCCCUUUAUAGCCUCCUUUGAUUCAAAUUGGUUUUUAUAGGUAAUGGUUUGUGAUUUUGUAGAUCUGAGUUAUGCUUAGAACUCUCUUUCCCUCCGAUUUGUGUUUUUUUUUUUUUUUUUUUUCAAAUGAAUUUUGAGUCUAUUCUUGUGGCUCAACCUAUGUGGCUUGAUUAUGGUUAUGGUUUGAUUUUCUGUUUACAA